Melampsora larici-populina 98AG31 is the source of this 621-nucleotide messenger RNA. RefSeq lists its product as uncharacterized. The record is from RefSeq and is a predicted model, not a curated record. The coding region runs from base 15 to 431 and encodes 138 amino acids. The transcript has a single exon. Lineage: Eukaryota; Fungi; Basidiomycota; Pucciniomycetes; Pucciniales; Melampsoraceae.
AUAAUGAACAUCCGAUGGAUGAAGAUGAAGAUGAAGAAGAUCAAUUUCCCGAUGAAGAUGACGAAAGUGAUUUCUCAGAUCCAGAAGAUAUCAGUUAUGCACCAGAAUGGAAUCCGACUCAAACCUUCAAUUUACCUGAAUUAACCAGACUAGUAUUAUUAGAUGCAAAACCGUUUAAUUUGAUUAAUGGAUUUCAAGAAAGUCAAAAAUUAAAUUGUUUAUUAUGUUGUCAACCAGAUUGGGAAUCGAUUCAAUCAUUAGUUUUAAAAAAAACUUGGCCUAAUUUAAACUUAUUAGGUUUUAGAACUCAUAAAGCUUUAUUCAAACAUAGACCAUUGAUUGAUUUUAAAAUGAUUAAAAAUCCUGCUUUUUUAGAGUUUUGUGAUCAGAAUGGGAUUCAAUUUGUUGUACAAGAAGAUUCUAAACUAUAGUGAUAGUCUUUGGUUUUGGUUUUGGUUUUGGUUUUAGUUUUGGUUUUUAUGGUUUGGAAUGAAUGAAAAGUACAAUUUUUGAAUGUUGAUGAAUUAUUUAUUUGAAAACUUAUGUGAUCUCUUUAUACCUUUUCUAUUGUUGUAUUUGGCAUUUAUGUAUAUAUUUAGAAUCAUGAUCAUCUUUAUCCUC